AAUUUUUUUACUUCUUCCUAAUAAUAAACCCUCAAACAAUAUCGUUCCUCUAGCCGUCUCAUCUUCUUCACGCGGAGCUCGUCAUUAGAAGACGUUUCUAACUUGUAUACAGAAACAACAAAUGCAUAUAUUUUGCUCUUUCACCAAAUUCAAGAUUGGACUCUGCGGGGAAUAAAUUCAAAUAGCUUUGCUGAGGUGAUUAAAGAAACAGGAAGAAAGAUGGGGAAGAACGAGAAAACAGGGCUAGGUAGAGCACUGGUGAAACACCACAACCAGAUGAUCCAACAAUCUAAAGAAAAAGGCCGUUUCUACAAGGCCCUGCACAAGAAAGUUCUUGAAUCCGUCACUGAAGUCAGCGACAUCGACGCCGUCAUCGAGCAAGCCGAGGACGCCGACCGUCUCUUCUCUCUCCAGCAUCCCACUCCGAACCUUCUCAUCGACCUGGACCCGAGCUCAAGUAGCAGUGAUAUGACACCGGAGCAAAGGAGGGAGCAGCAGAAGCAAGAGGAGGAAUUACAUGCUAGCAGUCUCCGAGUUCCUCGAAGGCCGCCGUGGAAUGCUGGAAUGUCUGUAGAGGAGCUCGAUGCCAAUGAAAGACAAGCCUUUUUGAUCUGGCGUAGAAGCCUGGCAAGCCUCGAGGAGAAUGAGAAGCUUGUCCUCACACCAUUUGAGAAGAAUUUAGAUAUUUGGAGACAGCUUUGGCGGGUGGUUGAGCGCAGUGAUUUGCUUGUAAUGGUUGUUGAUGCACGAGACCCCUUGUUCUACCGCUGUCCUGAUCUUGAGGUAUAUGCACGGGAGGUUGAUAAGCACAAAAAGACAUUGCUCCUUGUUAAUAAAGCAGAUCUUUUACCCUGUUCAAUCAGGAAGAAAUGGGCAGAAUACUUUUGCCAUCAUGAGAUUCUAUUUCUGUUUUGGUCGGCUAAGGCUGCUUCUGCAGCUCUUGAGGGGAAAAAGCUCAAAGAACCAUGGGAUGGAGGUGCUACCAUUGAAAAUAUGGAUGACCCUGACACAAAAAUAUAUAGCAGGGAUGAGGUUUUAUCUCGUUUGCAGUUAGAGGCAGAAGAGAUAGUCGAGUUGAGUGGGAAAUCAGGCUCCAGUGGCGCUACCCCAUCCAGUGACCAUUCUCUGGAAGGAAAUGCUGCUGGAAUUUCAGCUCCCAAGAAUGUGGUUGUAGGAUUUGUUGGAUAUCCUAAUGUGGGCAAAAGCUCCACAAUCAAUGCUUUAUUAGGUCAGAAGCGCACUGGAGUCACCUCUACACCGGGGAAGACAAAGCAUUUUCAAACUCUGAGAAUAUCCGAGAAGUUGACCUUGUGUGACUGUCCUGGAUUAGUUUUCCCUUCCUUCUCAAGCUCAAGAUACGAGAUGAUUGCUUCUGGGGUGUUACCAAUAGAUCGAAUGACAGAGCACAGAGAGGCUGUGCAGGUUGUGGCUAAUAAAGUUCCAAGGCAUGUCAUUGAGGAUGUAUACAAGAUAACUUUGCCAAAGCCUAAGCCAUAUGAGCCACAAUCUCGGCCUCCUUUGGCAUCAGAAUUUUUAAGGGCUUAUUGUGCAUCUCGUGGGUAUGUGGCAUCUAGUGGGCUGCCUGAUGAAACUAGAGCUGCACGUCAAAUUUUAAAGGAUUACUUAGAUGGCAAGCUACCUCACUUUGAGAUGCCGCCUGGAAUGUCUGAAGAGAUUGCAAGUGAUGAAAAUGGAGGACCCAGCUUGUCCGACACGCAUGAAACAGAUUCAUCUGACAUUGAAAAUACUCCAGAUAUUGAAGGCGAAAAUGUGCAUGUGAUUGAGAAUGUUCUUGAUGAUCUAAGUUCAUUUGACAUGGCCAAUGGACUCGCAUCCAAGAAGGCUACUGCGAAGAAGCCAACUGCAUCACAUAAGCACCAUAAAAAGCCUCAGAGGAAAAAGGAUCGCUCGUGGAGGAUUGGAAACGAUGAUGGCGAUGGAAUGCCAGUGGUAAGAGUCUUCCAGAAGCCGGUGAAUGCUGGUCCUUUACGGUCAGGGUGAGCACAUCAGUGGUGUCUCUUCUGGGAUCAUCCUGAUUCUCUUGAAACUCCUCAUGGCCACAUAUUUGGUGGUUUCAUUUCCUCACGGGGGAAAGUGGGGAAAAGAAAUGAAUACAUUCAAAUAGUUCUAUGCAGUUCAUGGGCAAACUCAAAUAACUAGUUGUAACUUUUAUUUUCUUUUCUUUUUUAUACUAAUUAUUAUAUAAUUUUCUGUUCUUGUGGAGCCUUUAUUUAUUUUCCUUUUUUUUUCCCCCCUCCCUUUGGAAGGAAGGAGGAUUUACUGUAUGGUAAGCAAUGAAUUAUAUUUUCAUUUUGUUUUGUUU
Manihot esculenta (cassava) is the source of this 2323-nucleotide messenger RNA. Its product is annotated as GTPase LSG1-2. NCBI's taxonomy places the organism in Eukaryota, Viridiplantae, Streptophyta, Magnoliopsida, Malpighiales, Euphorbiaceae. Gene Ontology annotation, cellular component: cytosol. Gene Ontology annotation, molecular function: GTP binding; GTPase activity. Bases 220 to 2001 code for a protein of 593 amino acids. The transcript has 7 exons. The record is from RefSeq and is a predicted model, not a curated record.